Messenger RNA from Trichobilharzia szidati, 4968 nucleotides. The record is from the annotation of a GenBank genome assembly. Lineage: Eukaryota; Metazoa; Platyhelminthes; Trematoda; Strigeidida; Schistosomatidae.
UGCCGUGUUCCUGAGUUUUCGCGCCACACGCACUCGACCUUGCCUGCUUUUGUGCUCGUGCAGCUCAUUAAGUUCGUACUGCUCAAUUAUGGAUAUUCGCGGGGAAAAUAUCAAAAGUAACGGUGAAUCAGCUGGGCAAAUUGAUGAUCAAGACUUCCCCGCCCUUCCAAAAGCUGGAUCCUGUCGUCCAGUGAAGAUUCCAACUGCUGUGUUACCAUCCUAUCACACAAGGACAACAGAGGUUUUGGAAAUACCACUUGAAGAAAGACGGUUUGUAAAUCAGGAGAAUGAAAAUCCAGCAGUUGGUAAGAGGUUCAAUGUUCAGACCAAAGUUUGCAUGGAUAUCGCAAGAGACACUAACGUUGAGAUGAAUGUAAACACUUCUAAGAACCAUGUCCUGACGAUUAUUAUCUCAGGAGAACCUGGUAAAGUAGCCGAAGCGAAGAAAAGAGUUGCUGCGGAGCUACAACAACAGGAGACUGUGCGGAUACCUGUCCCUGUUGAAUAUCGUGGUUAUUUAAUUGGUCGCAAGGGUGAGCGAUUACAAGAGCUGGAAUCGUCUACAAUGACACGAAUCAUUUUCCCGCCUAACAAUGCACUUGACCCAAAUGUUGUUAUUGUAUCGGGUCCUAGGAGAGGAAUUAUAGAAGCGGAACAAUUAAUACAUGAGAUUGUAAACAGACAAUCCCAACAAGGAUUUGAACGGUUGUCAAUACCCAAGAUCUAUCAUCCCUUUAUAUGUGGUCCGAACAGUCAAUUCGUAAAUGAUCUAAAAUCUCGAACCGAUACGAAAAUCAACAUUCCUCCUCCUAGUGUACCAGUUGAUGAAAUUACAGUAUCGGGCAAACGUGAAGGUGUAGCGCAAGCAGUAAAAGAAAUCAAAGCAAUUUACCAAGAGCGGCUUGAAACUACAAAGACAAUGGUUCUAAAGGUGGCUAGAUCACAACAUCGCAUCAUAUAUGGUCAACGAGGCUCUGGAGUUGCAGAUAUUAUGGCUCAAACUGGUGUUUCAGUUGAAUUGCCGCUGGACGAUGGUAAUGAAGAAAUUGUUUUGCGAGGGAAACCUGAAGAUCUUGGCCGGGCUGUGUCCAUGGUUUAUCAACGAGCCCAAAGCUCUGUAUUGGAGGAAAUUGAGGCACCCCAUCGCUUUCAUAGACUUUUAAUUGGUAAAGGUGGCGCCAGUCUGUCGGAGUUACUCGAUGGAUAUAAGCGAGUUCAAGUAAAUUUUAAAGAAAACUCCGACAAAAUCAUUGUCGAAGGUCCUUCAGAGGAAGUUGAAGUUAUUGUUGAGCGCCUAAGAAGUCGACUGGAAGAGUUACAAUCUACUGUUGCUAUGUCGACGAUAAAAGUGAAUCCUAAGUACUAUCGACAUAUCAUUGGAAAGCAAGGAGCCACAAUUGGUCGCUUUCGUGAAUACAGAGUACGAGUAUUGCUUCCUAAUUCUGAACGGGGAGAUUCUUUUGCAUCUGACGAAGUGGUUAUAGAAGGGGAUCCUGCUGGAGUGGAAAAGGCAAAGCUAGAGAUCCAAAAACUCGUAGAAAAAUUGGAAAAUGAAAAAUGUAAAGAUGUGAUUAUUGACCCGCAUAUUCAGAGUCUCUUACGUUCUAACGUUAAUGGAAAUCCGCCGUAUAUUCGUGCAAUUUACGAUGCCUUUCCACAAGUGCGUAUUAUAUGGCCUGAAAGUGAAUCAACUGAUUUAAUGUUUGCGGAAAAUCCAACCAAAAGUAUUGUACAACUCCGUGGUGAUCGUCAACAAGUUGAUGGAGCCGGUGAAAAGCUUCAAAAGCUUAUCAAGCAAGUUAUUGAAGAAAACUACAGACAAGAAAUACAUAUCUUGAAGGGGAUACGGGCUAGUUUUCUUGGGCGUGAAUUCCCGAAAGUCCGUAAACUUCUAGAUGAUACACAUACACGUCUUCAAUUUCCAAAUCCCAAUUCUGAUUCCGAUGUAUUCACUGUGAUUGGACGUGAGGAGAAUGUACGCCAAGUAAUAGAACAAUUAGAGGAGAUGCAAAAGAAACUGGCUUGUGCUAAAGAAGUUAUGGUUUCAAUACCAUCUGCUUUGACAACUAAAUUCGCUGGCGAGCAAGCUCCUAGUCUACGAUCCAUUUGUGAACAGUGUGAAGGUGUUCAUAUAAGAUUUGCAAAUAAAGGUGGUAAAAAUCAAUCAAACAGAACGGCCGCCAAAAAAUUAAGUCAUAUGGAUAUAAUCGUACUUGGUCCUGAAAAAGAGGUUGAUCAAGCUUGUGCCCUUCUAGCUGAACUUAAUGCUAAAGUGUCCGAGUUAUGUGCUGAAGAAAUCGUUCGUGCGAAUCCUCGAUUCCACGGCAUUCUAAUUGGCCGUCAUGCUUCCAAUAUAAUACUGUUUCGGAAAAAGCAUAACGUGGAGUUGAUUUUCCCAGAUCGAUUGGAAUCUGAUCCGAAUUUGGCUAGCGAAAUACGUAUUGUUGGCACAAAAGAGUCCGUUGGAGAAGCUAAACGUCAUUUGGAAUCUGUGAUAAAGUCUUUGGAAGAUGAAGUAGAGGAGUCAGUUGCUAUUGACUGGAGUAUAUUAAAAGAAAUCAUUCAAUAUCGUCGUUCCUUCCCUACUCCCGAAUUAGAUGGUGUCCGUGUAAUCAUUCCUCGUUAUGCUAAUUAUGCCAGUUACAUUCAGCCUGAUUCAGAUAAUUCCAUGGGAAACCAUUACGAACCUUUGUUCAUUAAAUUACUCGGCUCUAAAGCUUGUGUUGAAACUGCGCUACACGCUUUGAAUAAUAUUAUCAAAGAGGUUAAAGAACAAGUAACUCAGGAAUUCCCGUUAACAGAUCCUAGUCAUAUCAUUGUACUCGAGCGCAAUCGAUCGCAGCUACCUGAAUUGGAACGUAUGCACAAAGUGUAUAUUAGAUUAAUUCGAUCGACAGAAAACUCAGAACCAAAUUAUUCAACAUUAGAAGAACGGUUUGGCAAUUCACCAGAACCUCAUGUCCUCGGUAUUCUUACGAUAACCGGUGUUAGAGAACGAAUAAAUCAAGCUUUUGAAGAUGGUAUAAAGCCUCUCCUGCCAAUUGAAGAUACUUUUCCAGUACCUCAAGAAUUCCAUCGUAGUCUAAUUGCCGUUCCAACUGAGAUAUCGAAUUCCCGUGAGCAAUCACGUCGACUAACUCGUGGUGUUAAUAAUACUAAGCAAGCUACACCACCGGAUCAAGCAACCAAUACAACAGAAAGUCUAUCUAAAGCAAUAGAAAUUAGGCGAAAGUAUUCCGUUACUAUACGUCUACCGCCUCAACAUCCCGCUGGAUCAAAUUUCAUUUUCUUACGAGGUACACCGAGUAACAUAGCAGCAGCUAAACACGAAUUAACUGAAUGGCUUAAAGAAUGUGAAGCUGCUAAAGCUGAUCGAAUUGCGCGUAAUUAUGAAGAAGCAAUAGACUUUCCUCAUCGAUUUUUACAAACUAUCCUUGGUAUGCGAGCUGAUAUCUGUUCUAAACAUGAAGUUGUUAUGCGUUUGGACACGGGUACGGUUGUGAAGCCGGCAGUACUGCCACCAUCACCGUCACCCCUAACAGCACCUAUCACACCAGCAGCAUGUGAGGCAUCAUCCAACAACACCGUUGAAAUUAGCGGUGAUAUAACUUUCUCAGGUAUUUCACAACCACUUGUUAGCAAUGGUGAUAUGUCGAAUGUUAGUGAGCCGUGCGCAGAAGUAACUACAGAGAAACAAGCUAGAAUUAUCCUUCGUGGUUAUCAAGACCAUGUCUCAGCUGCUAAAGCUGAAUUGACUAACACGAUAGCUAAAUUGUUGGCCGAAGUUACUGAGAAUUUAUUCAUUCCUGUAGAGACGCAUGCUCGAUUAAUUGGUACCAAAGGUAGUGCAAUUCUAAAGGUCAUGCGAGAAUACAAUGUUCGUAUCGAUUUUCCGAAUAGAAGAAAUAUCAACAGUGCAAGCGAAGAUGUGAACACUGUGUUGGUGUCUGGUGCGCCUGAAAAUGUUGACAUGGCAUGCGAUUACCUAAUUACAAAAGCAAAUGAGUUUCUGGCGCAAAGUGAAUCAUCCAAUGUUAGACAUCGACUGUUGGAGGAGGAGAUAUAAAGUCGAAGUAAUUUGCUCACUUGUUCUUUUUUCGGACAGAUUUACUGUUUAUUGUUUUCUGCAUGUUUAAUUAAUACUCACCAGAGAUUGAGGUCAAACUGUUUUUUGUUCCUCUUGAGGAUGCGUCCCAUGUACUUGUGUGUAUGUGUGUGUGGAGGGGGGAGUGUAUGCUAUAUGUGCCUUAAAUCUUGUCAUUUUGAUGACAGAACAUAUUUUUUUGAAUACUGUAUCUUUGUUUUGCUAGUUGUGUUACUUAGUUCAUGUUCUUCUGCGCCCCUCCCCUCGCCUUUUUGGAGUUAUGCUUUUUGUCAACCUUCUCUCUCUCUUUUUUCUGUUAUAUCAUUUACUCACAUGUUAUCUGUGUUAUUCUGUUGUGUAACUGACCCCUUAAUGGUGUCUGUUAUCCAUACAGACGUGUUUUCUCUAGUGAGUAACUACGAUUUACUUUCCUUUUUUCUCUUUUCCCCUUUGUUUGUUUUUGCUGGUUAUAUUACAUUUUCUAACACUUUGUUUUUUUCUCAACUGAAUAAUGCAUCCAAAUUCAAUAUUACAAAUAGUGAGGAGAAAUUUUUUUUACAAAACUUUCUGGUACACACCUUAUUUUUCUUAUAUCCAUCACUAAUACCUCCGACUAGUCAAUAGAGAAUACACAAACGCACACGUAUCUAAUUACACACACACACACAGACGUACAUAUACCGUUUGUUCAACUUCCUGACCGCCCCGACUCUUUAUCAUCAUCUCUGUGUGCAUGUUUCACUGUUGUUGUUUUUUUUUCAAUAGGAAAAACGCGAGAAUAAAGAACAGGGAGAGCAAUUACUACUUCAGACAAUGUUCUCACAGUCAGCAUGUUUCUGUUUUGUUUUUUUUUCUAAAAUAAACUGUGUUUCGUUGAGGAUAAA